CGCGUCGCGUCGCGUCUCUCUGAAUGGCGACACAACUGGUUUCAAAGGCGGAGCGUGCAUACAUCCAAGCUUCUCUGCAGGCCACGCCUCCGUUACGCGCAGAUGGACGCGGUCUUCUCGAUUUCCGGACUGUCUUGCUAGAAACUGGCGUCGCGCCCCUAGCAAACGGCAGCGCGAGGCUCAAUAUCGGAAAGAUGGCACACGAAGGCGGAGGCGGGACCGAGGUGCUCGCCGCAACCAAGCUGGAGGUAGAGGACAUGGAGACUGGGGACGGCGUCGACGGCGGGAGGGUAGUAUGCUCGGUUUCGUGCUCUCCUUCGGCAUAUUCGCAUCUGUCCUCGAAUGCGUUGGACGAGCUCCAACACGACCUCACCGUGAUCCUGCAACAAACGAUCAGCCACCCUUCUCUGCACCCUCAAAACCUGACCAUCAUCCCUCGAAAAAAGUCAUGGCUCCUCAACCUGGACGCAGUAAUUUUGGCGGACGCGGGAAAUGCAGUUGACGCGCUGUUCAUGGCUGCUCGCGCCGCACUAUGGGAUACCAAGGUACCGCGCACGCGGGCCGUGGAGUACAAUGCUCCAGAAGCGUCUCAAGUGGCGAGGGACAGUGCUGGCGCAAUGGACGUCGAUAACAGGGAGGCCAUUCCAGCAGUAAGCGGCUUCGAUACACGGGAGAUGGUCAGGACGGCUGCCGACUUCGAGCUUCCUGAUUAUUGGGACGAAGGCGAGGUGCUGCAGGGUCAAGAAAAGUGGCCUGUAUGCGUGACCUUGAACCUUCUGCCGCCGACGCAUUUUCUUGACGCAACGCAACCAGAAGAAGCAUCCGCGCCAUUACGGGUUCACCUGAUGUUCUCAUUUGCUUCUGCAACCUCGCCUAAGUUGCAUUCUCUGCGACUAUCAGGACCUGGAGAAUUGGAGUUGACGCAAGUGAAGUCCUAUAUUGCGGAUGGCGAGAAGUACGCGCGGGAAUUGUACAACGCGCUAGAAACCAAGCUGCGCGAAGAAGACGUCAGGCGUAAUGUCAAGGCAAGAGAUAGGUUUGCCCUGCGAUGA
Trametes versicolor FP-101664 SS1 is the source of this 1052-nucleotide messenger RNA. RefSeq names its product ribosomal protein S5 domain 2-like protein. Gene Ontology annotation, cellular component: cytoplasmic exosome (RNase complex); nuclear exosome (RNase complex). Bases 24 to 1052 code for a protein of 342 amino acids. The transcript has 4 exons. NCBI's taxonomy places the organism in Eukaryota, Fungi, Basidiomycota, Agaricomycetes, Polyporales, Polyporaceae. The record is from RefSeq and is a predicted model, not a curated record. Gene Ontology annotation, biological process: U5 snRNA 3'-end processing; nuclear polyadenylation-dependent mRNA catabolic process; nuclear mRNA surveillance.